This is a messenger RNA of Haemonchus placei, 450 nucleotides long. The record is from the annotation of a GenBank genome assembly. Lineage: Eukaryota; Metazoa; Nematoda; Chromadorea; Rhabditida; Trichostrongylidae.
UUGUUCAGAGUUGUCGCAACUACUCGUUCACCACCACCGGUACCGCAGCCUCGUCCUGUACCUGCUAAACAACAGCGACCUCCUUUGAAUAUCGUAUUCCAUUUUUUUCCGAUAUGUUGUUGCAAAUCGAUCAAGGUCGCAAAGUCCUGUGAACGGAUAUGUAACUUCGACGUACUGAAUAAGAAGACGUUGACUGGUAUGUUCCUGGGUACGGAUCCAUGCCCACAAUCACAUGGACUCGAUCUGAUGCAGUGUGCCGCUCAAUCCGAAGACCAUACACAAUGUUGUAUUGAGCGUGGAGUGCACACCACUAGCGCCGGCAACAAAUGUCUCGGAUUUUGCAAUAUGCGACCGGGCAACACGUUCCAGGCCGAUGUUUCUAUGUUACCAUGCUGGAGUGUAUUGAACGACAUCAAAUCUUGCUUCAGGGAUCAUAUUCAAAACAAUUAA